Messenger RNA from Folsomia candida, 1548 nucleotides. Its product is annotated as retinol dehydrogenase 12. Bases 135 to 1145 code for a protein of 336 amino acids. The record is from RefSeq and is a predicted model, not a curated record. Lineage: Eukaryota; Metazoa; Arthropoda; Collembola; Entomobryomorpha; Isotomidae. The transcript has 5 exons.
UAGACGAGAUAGAAAUUGGACUCGAUCAUUGUCAGAUGUUUUCACGUCACUUAUUAAUAAUAUUCCAACAUUGAUUAUUAACUAUCAAGUAGUUGCGACUCAUAAAUUAAGGAUAUCGUAAAAUUUUAACAGAAAUGACAAUUUUGCAUACGCUAAGGUUAGUUUGGUACUUCUUAGAGUUUUCCUUUGAAGCAAUUUGGUACAAGUUGUGGGGAGGCAGUAGCGAGGACAGAGACGAGGAAGAUGUCAGAGGUAAAGUAAUUGUGGUCACCGAUGGAAAUUCGAGAAUUGGCAAAUCCCUCUCCAUGAAAUUGGCCGAUCGAGGAGCAACAGUAAUAUUGGGAUGUAAUAGUAGGAAUAUGACAAAAGGAAAGGAGGCACAAGAGGACAUCAUGUACGAAACAAAGUCUCGGAAAGUUUUCCUUGUGCAACUCGAUCUGGAGAGCUUUAGUUCAGUUCGACAGUUUGCAGACCAAGUGGCUAAACAAUUUCCACAGAUUCACAUUUUGAUCAAUAACGCUGAAAUUUGUAACCAGACUCUCGAUCUAGAAACAUGCCAACAAGGAUAUGAAAAACACAUGUGCAUAAAUCACUUGGGGCAUUUUCUGUUGACAAAUCUGCUGCUUCCGAAUCUUCAGGUGGCAACUCCGAGCAGAGUAGUUGUCACCUCCUCCUCAACGAUGCUAUUUUCAAACCUCAAUGCAGACGACAUUAUUCUGCAAAAAUACUCGAGCCCUUUAAAAACUUCCACGAGCUAUGCAACUAAUUUGUCGUAUAAUAAUUCCAAAAUGGCAAAUUGCUUAUUUGCCAACGAUCUGGGAAGGCGAUUGAGAGGACAAGGAGUCACUACUUAUUCCGUGUGUUCGGGCAUCUGUGACGCACAGGUCUUUGCGACCACAAGAGGAGCUAUAAUGAUGGCUAAAUUAUGGUGGACAAUCAUUGGUUUGUCACCAGCGAGGGCAGCCGACUCUAUUUUAUAUUGUGUGCUCUCCAGACGAUGUGAAGAUGAAACGGGAAAGUUUUAUCGAUUCGAAAAACUUUAUCAGCCUGGAAAUCGGAAAAUAAAGACUGAGGCUGCAAGAACACUGUGGAUAGCAAGUGACAAAGCUGUUAAAUAUUACAUGACUGAUGAACCAGCAGUAUAGUAUGUUCUCGUAUUACCGAAUUAACAUGGUUUUGAAUGGAGUGACGGGAUGCGAUUUUCAAAUAAACUCUUCUAGCUUUCAGAACCUAACUGAUUCCUUCUUUAUGAGAGAUGAGAUAAAAAUAAAAUUGGGGAAUUGGUCAGGUUCAUAAAUGAAAAUUUGAUUACAAUAUGGACUGGACAAAUAGAAUAAUGUUUGUACUGCACAUAAAUAGACCUAUAUAAAUAUCUUACAGGUUCUAAAUAAUUAUGAGUGGAAUGUUGAUGAUGGCUAAUGAAAAUAGGACUGAUUUAUGUAUAAGUGCUCUUAUCCCUCUUGCAUUACUCGAUAUACUUGAUGAGCACCUUUCUAUAAAUAAUCUGCAAUAAAAUUUAAAAUUUUGAUUGUUUCUAAAAUAGUAGAA